Neopsephotus bourkii (Bourke's parrot) is the source of this 2112-nucleotide messenger RNA. RefSeq names its product ubiquitin-associated protein 2-like. Bases 19 to 1518 code for a protein of 499 amino acids. The record is from RefSeq and is a predicted model, not a curated record. Gene Ontology annotation, cellular component: nucleus; cytoplasm. Lineage: Eukaryota; Metazoa; Chordata; Aves; Psittaciformes; Psittacidae. The transcript is spliced from 12 exons.
CCUGUCUCUGCAGUGGAGAUGCCUGGAUCAGCAGAUGUGACAGGGUUAAAUGUUCAGUUUGGAUCAGAGCCUGCACUCCUAGAGUUUGGAUCAACUUCAAGCAGUGCGAUUGCCAGCCAGGCAACCAACAAUAGGUUGUACUCAAAAUCUGUAAAGUAUGUUGAUUUUUUGAAUACCUCUUUGCCAAUAUCCAAUACAGUACAGGAGUCCACCUACACAACCUCUGCUGUCACCUCUUCCAGUCUCACCUGCUCAUCCCAGGGCACUAGCUCAGUGACAACUUCCUCCUAUGACCAGACUUCUGUGCAUAGUAGGAUAGCGUACCAAAGCCCCAUGGCUACAUCUGAAUCAACCCCUGUUGCAGUUACGAACAGGCACAGUGGUGUUAGAACACAGGCAACUCUUGACACUACUUCAUCAGUCCCAGAGCCUUUUCCUUCGCUAUCUCCUGCUGGUUCUCUGACUAGCAUGGUAUCCACCACUGCCUCGCUUCUGCCUUCAGCAUCACAGAACAUGGCAAUGUUGUCUAGCUUGCAUCAGUCCGUUGAUUUGGCCAGCAGCUCUCUUUCCCAGUUAAACAGUUCCCUUUCCAGUCAUCAGAGCAGCCUCUCCCCUGCUUCAGUGUUGCCUUCAAGCACAUCAUAUGUGCACACUAGUGUUGAGAACACAACUUCACUUCAGCCCUCAACAACUUUUUCAGCUGUUUCAACCUCAGCCACUAGCACCACCUCUUCAGUUGUCAGCAUGGCAAACAGUAUGAACACUACAAACAGCCUUGGCCUGAGUGCUUCCAGUGUGUCUAUACCAGCUGCUUCCACACAGGCAGCUCCCUUAGUGGCUUCAGGCAAAGCUCCCCCAAACCUGCCCCAAGGUGUACCACACUUGUUGCAUAACCAGUAUAUUGUGGGACCUGGAGGACUUCUGCCUGCCUACCCAAUUUACGGUUAUGAUGAUCUCCAGAUGCUUCAGUCCAGGCUGCCAAUGGAUUACUAUGGAAUUACAUUCCCUGCUCCUGCAACCUUGACAGGCAGAGAUGGAAGCCUUGCUAACAACCCAUACUCAGGUGACAUAACAAAAUUUGGACACGGGGAUUCUGCCUCACCUGCUCCUACUAUUACACUCGCCCAGCUGCAGCAGAACCAGACGCAGACUCACCACACAACUCAGCAGCCCUUCCUCAACCCAACCCUGCCCCCGGGCUACAGCUACACUGGAUUACCUUAUUAUGCUGGUGUGCACGGUGUACCCAAUGCAUUCCAGUAUGGGCCAACCAUGUUUGUACCUCCGGCAUCUGCAAAGCAGCAUGGAGUCAACCUGAACACCCCAUCGACUCCUUUCCAGCAAGUGAGUGGCUAUGGGCAGCAUGGCUACGGGGCAGGCUAUGAUGAAUUAACACAGGGAAUGGCUGAUGGAGAUUACAGCAAAGGAGGCUACAGUGGGUCAUCUCAAGCACAAAACAAAUCUGCUGGCACCAGACCUGGGAAAGGUAACACGAGACUUGAGGUUGAUGUUGAGUGAGAUUUAGUAGGGUCAAUUGCCAGUGCUGUGCAGUGAACACAGCAGCCAGAUCUAAAGAGGGUCAUGAUCCAAGCUGUUUCUCCACCUUCUGUAUACAAAAUACUUCUUUUUUAAUGGCCCAAGUGUUCUUUCAAAACCUCCCAGCUGAACUUUGUGUAUGGAUUUGUGGCUGAUGCGCAGCUUUGUCCACAAUUAUACAUGGGAGAAAUGGUGAGCUGUUUCCUCUGCCAAAUUUUCCUUGCUGAAGAAUAUAGUGGUCCUGCAACAGUGCUGUGUUUUUUGAAGCCUAAGCAGCUAGAUGCUGCUGCUGAAACGGUCCUCUGCCAAAUUAAGGCUAUAGUUUGAAUUUCUUGACAGGUAAUUGAGAUAGCUGUCUGUUCACAUAUCUCUGGGCUGUUGUUUCAGCUGCUGUGUGUAUACCCUGUAACUCAUCACAUUCUUGUGCCUAGAAGUGUAAAGUACAAUAUAAUACUACUACUAACAGGAAAUAACAGGAAAUAACAAGGGGAGAGAAUAUAAAACUACGAGGGGAAAGGAAAAAAGUAAACCACUAACCAGCAGCAAUGCACAGUACAAUUGCUCAUUGCCUGCUGA